This is a messenger RNA of Brassica rapa (field mustard), 1064 nucleotides long. RefSeq names its product germin-like protein subfamily 2 member 1. The record is from RefSeq and is a predicted model, not a curated record. Lineage: Eukaryota; Viridiplantae; Streptophyta; Magnoliopsida; Brassicales; Brassicaceae. Gene Ontology annotation, molecular function: manganese ion binding.
GGUUUAGUAUUCUAUUCGUUGACCUUUGAUAUUUUUCAUUCAGACAGAGGAGAGAGAGAGAAACAGAAUUAAAAAGCAGCAUGUUCCUUGCUUUUUCUCUCCCACGAAGAAAAAGUCAUCUCCUUCUUCAAUCUCUCUCCCCCUUUAUAAACUAUCAUUCUCAACUGUUUACAGUCACACCAUCAACAACAAUCAACAUGGCUUCUCAAACUCCAUUUCUCUCCAUCUCCAUCUCCCUCGCCCUCGCCGCCUUUCUCUUCUUCAUUACAGUCUCCGCAGAUCCCGACAUGCUCCAAGACCUCUGUGUCGCUGAUCUCUCCUCCGGAAUCAAAGUCAACGGCUUCCCUUGCAAAGACGCAGCCAACGUCACAUCGCUCGAUUUCUUCUCGCAAGGAAUAGCGAAUCCAGGCCUCACCAACAACACGUUCGGUGCCUUGGUCACAGGCGCGAACGUGAUGACCAUCCCUGGACUCAACACGCUCGGCGUCUCCCUCGCUCGCAUCGACUACGCUCCAGGCGGCUUAAACCCGCCUCACACUCACCCGCGCGCCACCGAAGUCGUCUACGUCCUCGAAGGAACACUCGACGUCGGGUUCCUCACGACGGCCAACAAGCUCAUCGCUCAGUCUCUCAAGAAAGGUGACGUCUUUGCUUUCCCCAAAGGACUUGUUCAUUUCCAGAAGAACAAUGGUCGUGUCCCUGCUUCUGUUGUAGCUGCUUUUAAUAGCCAGCUUCCUGGGACUCAGUCUCUUGGUGCUACUUUGUUCGGUUCUACGCCUCCUGUUCCUGAUAGUGUCUUGGCUCAAGCGUUUCAGACGUCUCCGGGGACUGUUAAACACAUCAAAACCAAGUUCCAACCCAAGAAGUGAUGAUGAUCUUCUUAAUUACAGGUUUUGUUUUUCUAAAAAAAGAAUAUCUUUGUGUAAUAAAACCAAUUAACUGAUAUUUGAGUGUGCAUUUGAGCUUUCGUUGUCUCAUGUAUUAUCUUCUUUGUCUUUUUUUAUGAGUUCCACUGAUGUUUUGAUCUUAUUUUGAAAACUUACAAAAAAGCAGGUAAGCCUACU